Molecule: messenger RNA, 703 nt
Organism: Aspergillus eucalypticola CBS 122712
Lineage: Eukaryota; Fungi; Ascomycota; Eurotiomycetes; Eurotiales; Aspergillaceae
Exons: 3
Coding region: 1-591 (196 amino acids)
Source: RefSeq, a predicted model, not a curated record
AUGCACUUCUCAGGCUUUACAAGCUUCCUUGUUGCGACAUUGGCUGCCUGCAGCGUAGCCUCCCCUGUUGACGUGGGCAAACGUGGAGAAAUCACCGUUGGCUUCCGCCGUGCUGAUAAGACCCAAGCCGAAAAAUACAACAAAGAGGGCCUCUACUUUGACCACGCUCAUGUAAUGUGGGGUGCCCAGAUUGGUAAAGGAGUGUACACCUCUCCUUCCCGUGAUGAGUAUGAGGCGCUGGCUGCUCCUGAUGCCUGGUACUGCGUCAUCAAAGCAGACCAAGCAGCCUUCGACAAAAUCCCCAAAGUCUGGAUCCCCGAAAAGAACCAACACAACCAGAGAAUGUGGAACCAGAAAGACGAGAAGCGAAUCGACGAAUACAUCGAAAGCCUUCACGAGAAUCCAUCGAGCUCUCUCCGUUUCUCGAUCAUGCCUCAUGGUAGAGAUCGCAGCCGUCAGCAAAUGCUGAUUGUCCCGGAUCUUGCUGAUAAGAAGCAUUUCACCAUCCACUGCUAUGAGAAGAAGGAGGAUGUUAAGGAGGGGCCUGUUCAUUACGAUAGCUGGCAUCCUAAGGGUGAGAAGGGGAACUAGGCUGGUAAUGAUUGUGGCUGGGUGUUUUGUAUGCUUGAUCUAGUGUUCCGAGUGUCUUCUGUGGUUGUCUGUUGUUAAAUGGUCCCCAAACAGACCCCAUCAUUUCCCUCAA